UUAGUUCACUUCUCAAUUAGCUGAACAGCUGACUUCUUGAUUAACGAUUAAAUGAGCUGAAUUAUUUAUUUCGUAAUUUGUCGGUAAUUCGUAAACUUGCAAUAGCAUAGAGCAAAUAUGUUGAGGCCAAAGCCCUUAGUAAAGUUGAAUGUACCACCUAUAUUCAAAAUUUGUAGGUGCUCGGUAUCAAAUGCAACCGAAUCUAGAGAUAAAAUAGAAGAAAUUCGAGAAAGGCUUGCUAAAGGACCGAAUUUUGAUUUUUUUGUACAAAAUUCAGACUUUCCGAAAGAAGAAUGGUCAGAAUUUGAUGGAAAGUUACGUCGAGAAAAAGGGGAAAAUGAACGAUUGCGUCUACCUCCAUGGCUAAAAACACCUAUACCUGUGGGGAAGAAUUUUGCAAAAAUUAAAGCGCAGUUACGUGAGCUUAAACUAGCUACAGUUUGUGAGGAAGCUCGUUGUCCAAAUAUAGGCGAAUGCUGGGGAGGUGGAGAACAUGGAACGCAAACUGCGACAAUUAUGCUAAUGGGCGAUACAUGUACGCGUGGCUGUAGAUUUUGUUCUGUUAAGACAGCGCGUAAUCCACCACCAUUGGAUCCAUUAGAACCAACAAAUGUUGCAAAGGCUAUAUCAUCAUGGGGACUCGACUACAUAGUUUUGACAUCGGUUGAUAGAGAUGACCUGGAAGACGGAGGAUCAAAUCAUAUCGCCGAAACUGUUAAGGAAAUAAAGAAUAGAAACCCAAACAUAUUUGUGGAAUGUUUAGUUCCCGAUUUCAGAGGUGACCUUAAUUGUGUCGAAAGAAUCGCCAAAUCUCGACUUGACGUAUAUGCCCACAAUAUUGAAACUGUUGAGAAGCUCACUCCAUUUGUUCGGGACAGACGUGCAGAUUAUCGCCAGACUUUAAAAGUUCUGACACAAGCAAAAACAUUUAACGACAAGCUAAUUACCAAAAGUUCAAUCAUGCUAGGGCUCGGUGAGAGCGAUGAAGAAGUGGAACAGACAAUGAAAGAUUUGAGAGGUGCAGAUGUGGACUGUUUGACCCUUGGCCAAUACAUGC
Stomoxys calcitrans (stable fly) is the source of this 1057-nucleotide messenger RNA. It is a transcript of the gene Las, whose product is annotated as lipoyl synthase, mitochondrial. Lineage: Eukaryota; Metazoa; Arthropoda; Insecta; Diptera; Muscidae. The record is from RefSeq and is a predicted model, not a curated record. Gene Ontology annotation, biological process: lipoate biosynthetic process. Gene Ontology annotation, cellular component: mitochondrion. Gene Ontology annotation, molecular function: lipoate synthase activity; 4 iron, 4 sulfur cluster binding.